Messenger RNA from Pelodiscus sinensis (Chinese soft-shelled turtle), 2191 nucleotides. It is a transcript of the gene QRFPR, whose product is annotated as pyroglutamylated RFamide peptide receptor. Lineage: Eukaryota; Metazoa; Chordata; Testudines; Trionychidae. The record is from RefSeq and is a predicted model, not a curated record. Gene Ontology annotation, biological process: G protein-coupled receptor signaling pathway. Gene Ontology annotation, cellular component: plasma membrane. Gene Ontology annotation, molecular function: neuropeptide Y receptor activity.
UGAGCCGCCGCGCGCCAUGCGCUCCCUCAACAUCACCCCGGAGCGGUUCGCCCGGCUGCUGCGGGAGAACAACGUGACGCGGGAGCAGUUCAUCGCGCUCUACGGGCUGCGGCCGCUGGUCUACAUCCCGGAGCUGCCCGGCCGCGCCAAGCUGGCCUUCGUGCUCGUCUGCGUGCUCAUCUUCGCCCUGGCGCUCUUCGGCAACGGCCUGGUGCUCUACGUGGUGACCCGCCGGAAAGCCAUGAGGACCGUCACCAACAUCUUCAUCUGCUCCCUGGCGCUCAGCGACCUGCUCAUCGCCUUCUUCUGCGUCCCCUUCACCAUGCUCCAGAACAUCUCCUCCAACUGGCUGGGCGGUGCCUUUGCUUGCAAAAUGGUACCGUUUGUUCAAUCUGCUGCAAUUGUUGCUGAGAUUCUGACGAUGACCUGCAUUGCUGUGGAAAGACAUCAGGGAAUUGUGCAUCCAUUAAAAAUGAAAUGGCAGUACACCAACAGAAGAGCUUUCACAAUGCUGGGAAUAGUUUGGUUGCUGGCAGUUAUUGUUGGGUCACCUAUGUGGCAUGUGCAGCGACUGGAGAUUAAAUAUGACUUUCUGUAUGAAAAAGAGCAUGUUUGUUGUUUGGAAGAGUGGACCAGUGCUGUUCAUCAAAAGAUAUAUGCCACCUUCAUUCUUGUCAUACUCUUCCUUGUUCCACUGAUGCUGAUGCUUCUGCUCUACAGUAAGAUUGGAUAUGAACUCUGGAUUAAGAAACGAGUGGGAGAUGCUUCCGUUCUUCAAACCAUCCAUGGGAAUGAAAUGUCUAAAAUAUCAAGGAAGAAGAAGCGAGCAAUCGUUAUGAUGGUGAUGGUGGUGGUUUUAUUUGCAGUCUGCUGGGCCCCUUUCCAUGUGAUUCACAUGAUGAUAGAAUACAGUAAUUUUGAAAGUGAGUAUGACGAUGUCACAAUCAAGAUGAUUUUUGCAAUUGUUCAGAUCGUUGGGUUUUUCAAUUCCAUUUGUAACCCUAUGGUCUAUGCCUUUAUGAACAAGAACUUCAAGAAAAAUUUCCUCUCUGCAAUCUGCUUUUGUACCGUCAAGGAAAACCCAUCCCCUUCCAGGCGACCUGGAAACUCGGGGAUUACUAUGAUUCAGCAAAAGGCAAAUCUUUUUCAAAGAGAGCCCACUGCUUUAGAGGCUAGGAGAGAAGCAUUCAGUGAUGGUAACAUUGAAGUCAAAUUCUGCGAUCAGCCAGCUGCAAAAAAGAAUACAAAAAGGCACCUUGCUUUGUUUGCCUCUGAACUCACUGUGCACUCUGCAUUAGAAAAUGGACACUAGUGUCAUGAACAGACUUGCUUCCUAUCUUUGAUAUCUUUCAACAAACCAUUUUGUUUUAUUUUUGUACUUUGCACACUGAAGUGAGAAAAGAGAAUAUAUUUUAUGGAUUACGAUGUUAGAAUGUUCUCAAAACAGUAAUAUAUUUUAGAGAGAUUAAGAAUAAAACUUUGGAAAACAAGUUCCACUAUGAUUCCUCAAAAUAUUUUUCUUCUGCCAAAUUCUGGCUGACUGGGGUUUACCCCCAAAUGAGGACAAACUCACGCUGUUUUUCUAUUAACAACUCUGUUUACUUUGUGCCUGUGUUCUGGCUGGCCAAGGGACUGUGCAUAGCUGACUCUACAAAUUGCCUGAAGGUAUUAUCAGUGGGGUGAGUACAUACUAGUUCUGAGCAGGUCUGGAUUCUAUAUGGAACAUGCUACUUCUACUGAGACCCACCCUCUGCAGCUCAGUGGACAAAGGCUCUGGAGAAGGCACAUCAGGCGUAUUAUACAUUUCUCUUUUGCUACGUAGGCCAGACAGAAUUUUUCUGUCUAAAGUAAGACUUAAGCACACCAUACAUACUAAGGCUUUUUAAAAGGGAAGUCAAUUUGAUAUCUACAAUGUACUUCUUGCAUGUGUCUAUCUGAUGUGCUGUCAUCAUAGGAUAAUUAGCUGAAUACAAAUAUGAAUAUUACAGUGGACUGGCCUGUAAACUGCAUCACUUCCAUUGUCAAGAAGUUCAGUUAAUCAGUAAAAUGCAGAUUGUGUUCCCUAAAAAAUAGUUGAGUUUAAGGUCCUAAUUCAGAUACCUUGUCUGACUAAACUGUAAGGGUACAUCUACACUGUGGCGCUAUUUCGGGAUAUGUCUAGUAUCCCGAAAUAGCUAUUCCACAUCUUUGA